AAACGUCGAAUCUGAGCCGUUCCCCUCCAAUCCCCAUCAGAUCCGGUUCCACCCAGCCUGCAGUCCAGCCGCGGCCGCCCCAAGCCCCGCCCGGGCGCCGCAAUUCGUCGAACAGUUGCCGCGCGCGCUUCCUCUCCCGUGGCCACCACCCACCAGCCCACCAGGCACCAUGGCGUCCGCCGCGCGCGCUCUGGGCGCGCUCCUCCACAGGGCCUCGUCUCUGUCCUCCUCCGCCUCCGCUCUCCGGAGAGCCUCGCUCCUCCACGUGUCGUCAGGGACAGGGAUUGAACCUAUUGGCAACGCUGGCCUGUUCCGGAGGCAUGCCGCGAGGCGGAGGAUUUCGACGUUCCAGCCGCUCUGCAUGGGGCGACGCUCCUGCAAGAUCGCCGGAAGGAAGGAUGCCCAGAAUUUGAAAAAGAUGAAGCGCAACAGCAAAAUUGGAAAAGAAAUUGUUUCUGCCAUCAAGAAGGGUGGCCCAAGCCCUUCAUCCAACACAGCUUUAGCAGCAAUAUUGGAGAAAGCUAGGGAACUUGAUAUCCCCAAAGAAAUUUUGGAGCGUAACAUCAAAAGGGCAUCAGAAAAGGACCAAGAUACUUACACAGAAAAGGUUUAUGAGGUCUAUGGUUUUGGUGGAGUAGGUAUGAUCGUGGAGGUCCUUACUGACAAAAUUACAAGAUCGGUUGCUGACAUUAGAAAUGUGGUAAAAGACUGUGGAGCAAAAUUGGCUGAUCCUGGGUCUGUUACCUUUAGAUUCAGACAAGCUCGAGUGGUGAAUAUAAAAGUUACUGAUGCUGGUAAGGACCAACUGCUCUCCAUUGCGUUAGAUGCUGGUGCUGACGAUGUCCUUGAACCAAAUUUUGAUGAUGAUGAUGACUCUGAAGAAGAAAUAGAAAGGUUCUACAAGAUAGUUACUACAUCAGACAACUAUCCAGUUGUGCUAUCGAAGCUACAGGAGGAAGGACUAAAGUUUGAAACUGAUAAUGGCUACGAACUUCUUCCUCUGAACCCAAUCGAGGUGGAUGACGAGGCCAUGGAACUAAAUAAGGAGCUUGUAUCAAAAUUGCUAGAGCUUGAUGAUGUCGAUGCAGUCUAUACAGACCAGAAGUGAGUGAAUUCAUGAGCUACAGAUUUCAAUUCAAGACACUUGAUGACCAUAUGCGUAAUCCAAUUCAAGAGCGUCUUCACUUCUCAUCAUUGAGAAUUACUAGUUUUACAGUUCCAAAAAUUGGAGCAGAUGAUACAGCAUUGUUUCGAUACCUCGGCAUGCUAGCAUUAUCUCAAACACUUUAUCUUUGCCUUGGAUUUUUGCCCAUCCCUUCUUUUUCUGAAAAUUUCUUCGUUGUUCAGAUUGCAGAUUUGAGAGAUCAUUGUAAAAUAAUACGAUAACACUGACUCACUUAUUGGUCGUGAGCAUAUAGUAAUGAAAAGGCCUUGGCAGACUGAAACGAA
This is a messenger RNA of Setaria italica (foxtail millet), 1449 nucleotides long. Its product is annotated as probable transcriptional regulatory protein At2g25830. Bases 170 to 1108 code for a protein of 312 amino acids. Lineage: Eukaryota; Viridiplantae; Streptophyta; Magnoliopsida; Poales; Poaceae. The record is from RefSeq and is a predicted model, not a curated record. Gene Ontology annotation, cellular component: chloroplast. The transcript is spliced from 7 exons.